Messenger RNA from Episyrphus balteatus (marmalade hoverfly), 3566 nucleotides. RefSeq lists its product as uncharacterized. Gene Ontology annotation, biological process: regulation of apoptotic process; apoptotic process. Bases 1799 to 3208 code for a protein of 469 amino acids. The record is from RefSeq and is a predicted model, not a curated record. NCBI's taxonomy places the organism in Eukaryota, Metazoa, Arthropoda, Insecta, Diptera, Syrphidae. The transcript has 5 exons.
CAAGCAAAAAAAAAAAAAGAAAGAAAAUCCAAAAAACGAAAAGAGAACCCAUAACGUACGUCUAUAUUUCGGGAAAAAGUCAAUUUUCCAUCUACGCGAUAUGGAGGGUGCUUUUUUUUGUAAAAAAAUUCAACAAAAAUAUUGGUGACAAGAAAUUCGGAAAAAUAGUCAAUUGUCUGGAGUACAUACAUUUAAAUACAUAUAAAUAUAUAUAUAUAUAUACACACAUAUAUAUCUUUAUAUAUAUAUAUAUUCGCAUAUCCAUUUUCGUCUUUGCCUUUCCUACUCUCUACUUUAAUUUUGACAUCUUACAAUACGAUAAUCAGAAAAGAAAGCAAUUCGUUGAAAAGGAAGAAUAAAAAUCAAAAACCAUUUUAGAGAUUUUGAUUAAAUUUUUUAAAUAAAAAAAUAAGUUAAAAGUUAAAAAUAAAAAAUAAAAAAAAAAAAUAACUUAAGAAAAAAAAAAAAAAAACAAAGUAAACAAAAAAAGGGAGUACCCGACACGAAUGUGUGGGGUGGAAGAUUUUGUGAAACAAGCACAAAAGGGUAAAAAUGCUAUAUCGGUAGCGAAAAUGUGCGUGGAACGUUAAACGGUGAAACGGUAGAUGGUGGUGGCGCUAGGUGUGAUGGUAAAACGAUGAUGAUGAUGAUGAUAAUGAUAGAACUGGUAACGGUAAUGAUGUUGAAGCUAAGAGAGUGUGAGUUUUUGUCGUCGUCGUCUUCGUCUUCGUUGUCAUUGCUGCUGUCGUGGUUGUCGCCGAAUUCGUCGCCGUCGGUAAUAUCCGUUCUAAAUGUCGUUGCUGUUUAAAAUGCUGCAAUGCCACUUCUGACCUAAAUGUAUUGCAAAAAAACAAACUCCAUCAUUGUGGAACGUGAUAAGAACAAAAGAAGGAACAAAUAUUAACAAAAUAAACAAAAAGCAAAAACUUCGACAUAUUUUUGUUCGUGUGAUAUAAGCUCGUUGACAAGGCGAUAUGAGAGGAUAUCAUCUAUAAAACGUUGUGUUUUAUUUUUUUUCUUCUUUUUCGUGUUCUCUGCUCGCUGUCUCUUUUUCACACUUCAUCAUCAUAAUCUUCUUCAUCUUCUACUUUUGUAUAUUUCUGCCUACAUACAAACAAAACAUACAAUAUUAAAAAAAAAAAAGAAUCAUAUAAAAUGUGCGCGGACAGAAGAAAAACAUCCUCUUAAAAAAAAAAAAAAUUCAAAUCCUCCCGUACACUCAAGAAACCCGAAUGUUCAUUUUCCAAACAUAUUUCGAAGUUCGAAAUUCGAAGAUAUCAUACCUAUAUUCUAAGCAACAUACAAAAAAGGUUGAAAUUGUUAUCAAAAAUUGUGUUGGUGGUUGUCAGCUUGAAGCUUUUGUUGACAGUGUUGGUGAGUGUGAAGUGCGAAUGUAAGAAAUAAAGCAAGUGAAGAAGAAUCAGCAAAAAAAAAAAAACGAGAAAACAUUUUUUUCGGUUUGAAAGAAAAGGUUUAGAUAUAAAAAUUCAAAAGAUAAAUCACGAAUCCAAUAAUAACAAUAGGAUUUUAAAGCAAUUAGAAAUAUAUUGAGUGACGAGAAGUAGAAAUAUAUAAAGAAUAAUUGCACUUGGACAGCUUUUUUGUGUGAAAACAACUGAUCAGUGAACCGUGAAAAUCUGUCUGUAUUGUCGUGUUUUUAUUAUUUUUUUUUCGUCAUAAUUUUAUUUUUUUUUUUUUUGUUAUAAAUGCCGAAAUUUAGAAUAUUUGUGGAGCUUUUUAAUGAAGACAGGAGGCAGAGGGCAGAGCCUCCAACUGGGUUCUGUUGAGACAUGUCGUAAUGGCAAGAGAGGAGUCUCGCGGCAAGAGACCCCUUAAAAUUUGGGAUAGUUGGCGGAAUGUACGCAAAGGCGUAGUAGUUGGAAGUUUUGAGGAACUUAUCGUUAGAGGCAAGGAUAAGCUUGGGGUUCCUGCCUCAGAACCAGUUCGUGUUGUUCUAGAGUGCGAUGGGACCCAAAUCGAGGAUGGCGAAUAUUUUCGGACGUUGGCAAAUAAUACGGUUCUGCUGCUACUAAGGCAAGGCGAGCGUUGGUAUCCAACUGGCGUCGAUGUUAUAAAAGCUGCGAUAUCAGCUAUUCCGAAAAUCGUCUGUGAGACGAUCCAUGCUCUAGAGCUCCACGAUGAGACGCCAUCUUGGAAGAUUAUGGAUAACAAGGGUCGCGUCACGGUGGUCCUACACUGGGACCAGCGUCAGGGAGGUGGAGGAGGGGGAGGCGGUGGUGGCGGGCCGGGCAGUAGUAGUGCCAGCGGCCUGGGCGCCAGUGGUGUUGGCGGACCAGGUGGCAGCAGCAAUGGUCUUAUGUCAUCGGAAAAAUAUUCACCAUCGAAAAAAGGACUUUCGGCACAGAGCUCACUCGAUAAAUCAUCACCAGCACCUCAGCGUUAUUCGAGCCCACAAAUAACCGUAAUUAGUGAUGAAGGACCGGCGAGCAUCUACCAUCCAGGUGGACGACGCCUAUCCAAGCAGGGCGGUUCCUUUGAUAGUGCCGUUGGUGCUGUGCACGUGCACACGCCCGAAUGUGCCCAUCACGCGCACACGCCUAGCCGUGCCGGCAGUCCUAGUACAACCGAAUGCGACUUCCAUUGUUGUGCCCUGCACGAGGAGGGUCGCAAAAUUGCUGUACACAAAAGCGUUGCAACCUCACCCAUCCAGGAUGGCACAACAAGCCCUCAACCCCAAUCGUCAAUAUCAAUAUCGACGGGUGGCGGCGGCGGUGGCGGUGGCGGCGCAGUCGGUGGCAGUGCCGAUCCUACGGGUAGUAUGCAACGACGAUCGUCUGGUGCUAAGGGACACGUCCGAUUUCUGGACAUUGCUCCCGAACGGGACAGCUCCGAGAGUGAGACCGAAAAUACAGUCAUGGAAGAUGACAAAACGACAACAGAGAAAUUCCUAUUAUUAAUUGAUCAGCUGUCCGUUGAUCAGAAACGUCAUUUAAGUAUUAAGGAUAUUGGUAUUAUCUUAGAGCGUUUAAAUUCAAAAAUCCUAGAUGUCGAACGGCUGGAUCGUGAAUCCGAGUCGGACGACUGUUAUAACUGGACGAUAAAGGCCACAAUUCGUGGCGAUGCGUUACGGGAGCUAGGUGUAAUUUAUAAUGGCAAUUAUUAUGCGAUCUCCGAACAUCCUGGUUAUAAGGAAGAGAUCGAAGAGAAUGGUGAAGAGGCCGAAGAGGAGGAAGAGGAUAGGCUUUAAUAAAUUGUAUAAAAAAAAAAUUAAUAAUAAUUAAAAUUAUCCGUAAAAAAAAAAUACUACAAAAAAAAAAAAAAAAUACCAAUUGAAAUUAAAAAUAGGUAGCAUUAGUUAUAAAUAUUUAUAUAUUAAAAAAAAUAUAAUUUGUUUGAGAAAUUGUAGGUGUUAGAAAAGUAAACAAAAACAAAACAUAAAUUAAAAACAAACAAAAAAAAAAAACAGUAUCUCAUUCUGAUGUCUUGUUACGUUUUCGGUCCCAAAAUUUGGUUCCAUUUUGUUAGUAAUUAAGUUCUUGUGUAAGGCAUGCAAAGGUAGUUUUUUGGGCCAACGGACAAUAGUGCAAUGUAUAAAAAAAAAAAAA